CUUUGGUAUCAGGGCUUCUGCUUCUAAUGUUAUCGAUACUCUUUGAGGAAGCAAGAACUCAACCGAACCAAUUUGGUGAAAUACACUUAGGUUCUCAGUUAUCUCCCAUCUCUAACUUACAUUCAUGGCAAUCCCCUUCAGGCAACUUUGCGUUUGGCUUCUAUUCACAGGGAAAUGGAUUUGCUGUGGGAAUAUGGAUGAUGGGUCAACCUAAUAACACGGUCGUCUGGACUGCAAAUCGAGAUGAUGAACCAGUCUCCUUCAAUGCUACAAUUCACUUAUCAGAAGAGGGUAAGCUACUUCUUCGAACUGAGCAGGGCAAUGAAAAUCUUAUUGCUAAUGUUUCAGAAGUCGCAGCUUCAGCUUCAAUGCUUGAUUCUGGUAACUUCGUGCUUUACAGUGGUUCUUCUGUUAUUUGGCAAAGCUUUGAUUACCCAACUGACACCAUAUUAGUAGGUCAGAAUCUUACUUAUUCUGAUAAAUUGGUUUCAAGUGUGUCGAGCUCAAAUCACUCCAGUGGAAGGUUUUUCCUCGCGAUGCAGGCAGAUGGAAACCUUGUCGCCUACCCUACAAACAGCGCUGGUCUAUCUGUUGAUGCUUACUGGGCCAGUAAUACUUAUCAAGACAGCAAAAAGGGGUUGAGUCUCUAUUUCAAUCACCAGGGAUUUCUGUUCAUGGAUACGGUCUCUAAAAAACCAGUCUUGUUGGCAAGAAGUUCUUAUCCCUGUAACAACAAAACAACAAUCUUUCGUGCGACGCUUGAUGCUGAUGGGAUUUUCAGGUUGUAUUCACACUGCUUAGAGAACAAAACUAGCCGGAGUGUGCAUAUUGAGUGGUCUGCGUUGAAUAAUCAAUGCGAUGUUCAAGGCUUCUGUGAUUUCAACAGUUAUUGCUCUGGCAUGGGCACUAAUGCUGACUGUUCCUGUUAUCCUGGAUUUGCUUUCAAUGACCCCAGUGAGAAAUUCAGUGGAUGCUACAAGAAUGUCCCUGAAAGUUUUUGCACAGGCACCAAAGAAGGGCAAAUGUACGAUGUCAUAACCGUAGAGAAUAUAUUGUUCGAACGAUAUCCUUAUUCUGUCCUAGAUGAGAAGAAGGAAAAUUGUGGUUUGUCUUGCCUGGAAGAUUGUCUCUGUGAUGUUGCUCUAUAUAAGAAUGAGAGGUGUGAAAAGUAUACUGCACCAAUUCGAUAUGGUAUAAAAGAUAUAAACGAAUCAUCUAUAGCCUUCUUCAAAGUGAAACCGACUCCUGCUGCACCUCCAAUGAGCCUGACAAUCAUCAUAGAAAGCAAGAAAAGUUUACUUGUGUUUCUUGCUAUAGCAUUCGGCUCUGUUACUUUCUUGUGUUUUGUCAUUGCAAUCUCUACUUUCUGCGUGUACAGGGAUCGAGCUUAUCUUUACGAAAAGCUGUCAGGAAUCAUAAGCUUGGCUGGAGAGUUCACUCUGCGGUCAUUUUCUUAUAGUGAGCUUGAGAAAGCUACAAGUGGUUUCAGGGAAGAGCUGGGCAGGGGUUCUAUUGGUGCAGUUUACAGAGGGACAAUACCUGGGGGUGACAGAACUGUUGCUGUUAAGAAACUUGAGAAAGUUUUAGAUGAAGGGGAAAAAAGGUUUCGAGCCGAAAUCACUGUGAUUGGACAAACUUAUCACAGGAACUUGGUUCGGUUGCUUGGUUUUUGUGUGGAGGGCUCUCGGAGGGUUCUCGUCUACGAGUACUUGAGAAACGGCACCCUUGCAGAUCUUGUAUUCCAGUCUGAGAGGCGCCCCAUUUGGAAAGAAAGAGUGAGGAUUGCUCUAGAUAUAGCUAGAGGAAUACUCUAUCUACAUGAAGAGUGUCAAGCCUGCAUCAUCCAUUGCAAUAUAACCCCUCAAAACAUUCUCAUGGAUGAUUCUUGGAUGGCCAAAAUCUCCGAUUUCGGAUUAUCAAAGCUAUUAUAUCCAGACGAAAUAAGAAGCUCGAUGGCACUCUCACAGAGUAGAGGGCACAUGGCACCUGAAUGGCAGAAUAACGCCUUGAUGUCGGUAAAAGCUGAUAUCUACAGCUUCGGAGUUGUACUUCUGGAGAUCAUCUGUUGCAGAAGCAGUAUAAAAGUAGACGUCUCAACACCAGAUGAAAUGAAUCUUCCCAGUUGGGCAUAUCAAUGCUUUGCAGCUGGACAGUUGGAUAAGCUUGUGAAGGAUGAAGAUAUAGAAUUCGAGUCACUGGAAAGAAUGGUGAAGAUUGGACUGCUGUGCGUUCAGCAUGAUCCAGCUUUACGUCCUUGUAUCAAGAAUCUGAUCUUGAUGCUUGAAGGGUCUGAUGACAUUCCAGCUCCACCAGCUAUAGCUCCAUUUCGCAUCACCGCUUAGUAUCCAAAUAAUUUGCCUCAUGUUUUAUGCAUAAUCUAUACGUAAUAUGUAGCCAUGUAUUUGCGUGUUAAAUGGUCGUGGAUUUGAAGUGAUUUGUGAGGUGUUUUUAUC
Populus nigra (black poplar) is the source of this 2453-nucleotide messenger RNA. Its product is annotated as G-type lectin S-receptor-like serine/threonine-protein kinase LECRK1. Gene Ontology annotation, biological process: protein phosphorylation. Gene Ontology annotation, molecular function: ATP binding; protein serine/threonine kinase activity. The transcript has a single exon. The record is from RefSeq and is a predicted model, not a curated record. Bases 27 to 2342 code for a protein of 771 amino acids. NCBI's taxonomy places the organism in Eukaryota, Viridiplantae, Streptophyta, Magnoliopsida, Malpighiales, Salicaceae.